GUUUUGGCCGCCACAAUAAAAACCUCUUCCUCUCUCCACGCCGCACACCGCCACAUCCUCCACGAGCUUGAGACUAUUAGGGUUUCUUCUGCGAUCUAGCGAAGGAACAAGCGAGGGAGAAAGAGAUGGGGCACUCGAACGUGUGGAAUUCGCAUCCCAAGAACUACGGUCCCGGAUCUCGUGUUUGUCGGGUUUGCGGGAACCCUCAUGGACUCAUCCGGAAGUAUGGACUCAUGUGCUGCAGGCAGUGCUUCCACAGCAAUGCUAAGGACAUCGGAUUCAUUAAGUAUCGCUGAGAACUUUUCUUUUAAAGCGCGGAUCCCUUAUUGGUCAAGGAAAUGGAUCUGCCACCUAUCAGGGAACUUCAUAUUGAACUUUUUGGCAAUCUCUGUUGUUUAAUGAUUUCCUAGUUAUUUUUGGCUGGUCUCAGUUGCUUGUGCACCAUUUACUGGGAUGAUGUGGUUUUUUCUGUCUUAAUGGGAAUUUUUCCCUAGCAUUUCCAUUGUAGCACUCAAUACUUUUUUUAAGUGGAGGUAUUUGCAUUUUGCAUGUUU
Messenger RNA from Ananas comosus (pineapple), 554 nucleotides. RefSeq names its product 40S ribosomal protein S29-like. The coding region runs from base 126 to 296 and encodes 56 amino acids. Gene Ontology annotation, molecular function: structural constituent of ribosome; zinc ion binding. Lineage: Eukaryota; Viridiplantae; Streptophyta; Magnoliopsida; Poales; Bromeliaceae. Gene Ontology annotation, cellular component: cytosolic small ribosomal subunit; ribosome. Gene Ontology annotation, biological process: translation. The transcript is spliced from 3 exons. The record is from RefSeq and is a predicted model, not a curated record.